AUGGCGUACAAUUCGCAACUUCAAAGGUUCCACUGCUUUCUUCGUUACGUUCGUUAUGUGUACAAAUCUGCGAAACAGCUAAAACUUCGCUUGUGUAACGACACAGAUUUAGUUCUAGAGUAUAUCACCUUCUUAGAGGACAAUCGGAAUUUAAAACCUUCCACAUUAAGUAGAAUAAUAAGUGUUCUUAUCGACAUCGUAAAAUGUAAUUAUGGUAGAAAUAGCGUCGAUCACAGCACUUUGCCAGAGAUAAUAUUUCCACGGCGCUUACAAAGUCAACUUGAGCAAGAGAACCGACUCUUGUCUGAAAAAUGUAAAGAAG
Messenger RNA from Paramuricea clavata, 322 nucleotides. The record is from the annotation of a GenBank genome assembly. Lineage: Eukaryota; Metazoa; Cnidaria; Anthozoa; Malacalcyonacea; Plexauridae.